This is a messenger RNA of Gambusia affinis (western mosquitofish), 4766 nucleotides long. RefSeq names its product leucine rich repeat containing 4Ba (gene lrrc4ba). Bases 700 to 2889 code for a protein of 729 amino acids. The record is from RefSeq and is a predicted model, not a curated record. Gene Ontology annotation, cellular component: plasma membrane. NCBI's taxonomy places the organism in Eukaryota, Metazoa, Chordata, Actinopteri, Cyprinodontiformes, Poeciliidae. The transcript has 3 exons. Gene Ontology annotation, molecular function: protein binding.
ACAGGUGGAGCUGUGUUGCCAAGCAGCAAAUGCUCCUUUCAGGAGCGGUUGCCCUGGAUUUGUUGCAACUAUCCGACUAUACAGGAUGAAAUGCAUGCUGCCUGCGUAUGUUUUGAUUGUUUUUUAUUUAAAAUAAUGAUGAGACUGCAGCAGCAGCUGCAGGAAGGGUCCGUGGUUGCAUCCACCUGAAGAUUUCUGAGACAAUUCCCAUCGUACCAGCGGCGGCAGCGCAGCACUUGGAAACGCUGAAUCAAUCUGAGAGGGAGAAAAAGAGAGAGGGAGAGAGAGAAAAAGAGAGAGAGAGAGCGUCGGCGGCAGCUCUGCAGUGGAAUACGCGGUUAUUUGAGGAAAGCUUGGAGCGACGUUGCGUUUUUAGGACUCUAUGAAGGCAUUACGAGAUUUUUCAAAUAUGUAACUCCUGGGCUCUUCUCACUUCACAAAACGCCUCACUCAAAUCUCCUGACAGCCCAAGGAAAAAAACAAAAGAGUAGCAUCUGUUUAUCUGCAUACUUCAAUGUUCAAGAAACAAGAGGAGAAAACAGAGACUGACAGAGGACAAAUGAGAUCUCAGAGGAUGUGGAAUUAGAGGGAACAAAUUGAUACCGGCGGACCGAAGGGAAAGUGAACCACAAAUCCACCGACGUGGAGCCACCUCACCUGUAUCUCCGGAUUAAAGAGCAGGGUCAUGUCCCAGUUGCCAUGCGCAUUGCCACGCUGACCUGCCUUCCCGGCCCUUCCCCCUUCCUCUUUCUAUUGGUCCAUCUGCUCCUGCGGCUCCUUCUCAUCCUCCACGGGCCGCAGUUAGCGGGAGCCGCCUCCACCUGCCCUUCCCUCUGCACGUGCUCCAACCAGGCCAGCCGGGUCAUCUGCACCAGGCAGAACCUGGAGCAGGUGCCCGAAAGCAUAUCAGUCAACACGCGAUACCUCAACCUGCAGGAGAACUCGAUACAGGUCAUCAAGUCCGACACCUUCAAGCAGCUGAGGCAUCUUGAAAUCCUCCAGCUUUCCAAGAAUCAGAUACGCCAGAUUGAAAUCGGGGCAUUCAAUGGCCUCCCUAACCUCAACACGCUGGAGCUCUUUGACAACCGCCUCACGUUGGUGCCAACACAGGCCUUUGAUUACCUCAGCAAGCUACGGGAGCUGUGGCUGCGUAACAACCCCAUUGAGACCCUCCCGAGCUAUGCUUUCAACCGCGUGCCCUCCCUGCGUCGCUUGGACCUGGGGGAGCUCAAGAAGUUGGAAUACAUCUCUGAUGCGGCCUUCGUGGGCCUCGUCAAUCUACGGUACCUGAAUCUGGGCAUGUGUGGGCUCAAAGACAUUCCCAAGCUAACGCCUCUCGUGCGUUUGGAAGAGCUAGAGUUGUCAGGGAACCGUCUGGAUAUCAUCCGUCCAGGAUCCUUCCAGGGGCUGGUGUCUCUAAGGAAGCUGUGGCUUAUGCACUCGCAGGUUUCCGCCAUUGAGCGCAAUGCCUUUGACGACCUGAAAAACCUGGAAGAGCUUAAUCUGUCCCAUAACUCACUGCGCUCCCUGCCUCAUGAUCUUUUCACACCCCUUCACCAGCUGGAGAGGGUACACCUCAAUCAUAAUCCCUGGGCCUGCAACUGUGAUGUACUUUGGCUUAGUUGGUGGUUGAAGGAGACGGUGCCCAGCAACACCACCUGCUGUGCCCGAUGCCAUGCUCCUCCACUACUCAAGGGCAAGUACAUUGGGGAACUUGACCAGAGCCACUUCACCUGCUUUGCUCCUGUCAUUGUAGAGCCCCCUACUGACCUCAAUGUCACCGAAGGGAUGGCUGCUGAGCUGAAGUGUCGCACAAGUACCUCUACAACAUCAGUUAACUGGAUUACACCCAACGGCACGCUGAUGACCCAUGGGUCUUACCGGGUGCGGAUAUCCGUUCUUCACGAUGGCACACUGAACUUCACAAACGUCACCUUGAGGGAUACGGGCCAGUACACCUGCAUGGUCACCAACGCUGCUGGAAACACCACAGCUACCGCUGUUCUCAACGUAUCUGCUGCUGAUGCCAGUAUCAACUACACCUAUUUCACCACCGUUACUGUGGAAACGGAUAACGGAGGAGCUAAUGACUAUGCACAGGUUGCCAUUGACGAGGCCAGCAUUCCCAUUCCUUCGGACCUGUUGCCAGAAGUGGUUCCGACCACCGCCUCCUCUCUGGCUGGCGGCUGGUCGUCCUCCUCUCCCCGGACAACUCAACCCACGUUCACUGUGCCGUUCACGGAGCCGGGAUUCUCUGGCCUGGACGAUGUGAUGAAGACCACCAAGAUCAUCAUUGGCUGCUUCGUAGCCAUCACCUUCAUGGCAGCAGUGAUGCUGGUGGUGUUCUACAAGCUGAGGAAGCAGCAUCAGCUGCACAAACACCACGGCCCCGCUCGCGCCAUUGAGAUCAUCAAUGUGGAGGACGAGCUGGGACCCGGAGCAAGCGGCCGGGGCAGCGGUAUCUCCGGAGGAUCCACUGUGACACAAAGCGCGGGCGGUGGAAUAGGCGGGAGCCAGAGUCUUCGGUUGCACCACCCGGAGAUUGUGAACCUACCCAACCUGGCACGAUCGGAUCACCUCAACCACUACUACAAAACACAUCACUUCAACAGCAACAUGAUGGGCCUGGGAAUGGGCACAGGGUCAGGAGUGGGCCUCAACAACAACAACAACCCUUCGCCGUGCUCUCAGUCACAGAGCAUAUCCUGCUCCCAGGUCCCUUCCAGCACCGGUGGGGGGACGUCCACUGGAGGCACCCUGCCCUCCACCGUAGCCCUGCCUCAGCUGGGUCUACAUAGCUCUCUGAAAGGCCUGAUGGGAAAAGGCCAGAACGAGCCGCUGCUUUUUAAGAGUGGCUCAAAGGAAAAUGUGCAAGAGACUCAGAUCUAAAAAGGUUUGAGGUAAGACAGAGUAGAUGGUAAAGAGAGACCAUUUGAGAGCGAUUGUAGCCCAAUGUCCUUAUGGACAAUCUUUAGACAGGUUCUACAUAACCUUUAUUUUGUGGUGGCCCUUUGUUAACAGAUAGUAAGACAAAAGGAGACAGUAGACCAGUCCCACAAACAGCAUUUGCACAGUUCCAAAUGUCAGAAUUACUCAUUGUGUGCAGCGUGAUACGGUCUUUGCCAAAACUCGAGAUCAAGCCUUUUCUCUCGGCGGACACAUGUGAACAAUGUGGUGAUCCCUUCAAGGAUGUAUACAGAUUGCUUCGUACAUUUCCAGAUGCUUUCAGUGUAUAUAUUUGGAGGGAGACGUGAUAUUGGCCAUUGAACACGUUGUCAGAUUAGUGUUUGGCAAAGCCAGGGAAUAACAAACAAUGAUUUGUGCGAGCGGGCGGUCCCAGGUUUUCAGAGGAAGUGAAAUAAGAGCAGAGCAGCAACGCCGCUUGGAAUAUCGGAGGAACAAAAAGUGGUUUUGCUCUUCGCUUUAUCACUUCUUUUCAAUUUUACACCUUACUGGUUACUGUCUUCUUUGUGAGAGGGGGAAUAUCAUGAAGGAAUAAAGGACAAGAUUAAGGAGAUACGAAGAAAACUGAAGAUACAUAUUAUAUAUACCGUAAAUAUAUUUUCAUUCAAAUAAAUAAAUUAUGAAAAAUCUUUAUCAAACAAAUGAGUGACCACUACGACGACUGCAGAAUAUAUAUAUUUAAAAAAAUUCAUUUUAAAAUUAUGCCCUGUCGUUUUAGUGGAACAACCCCUGGUUACUUUUCCGAACUGCUCUUCCUCUGGAUAAACGUGAAACAGCGGAGCUACAACGCAAACCUGGCAAAAACAAAAUCAAAAAAACAAACAAAUUAUUUUGGUGUUGACUCUUUUUUUUGCAGCCGUUUUCCCUCCCGCCUACAGAAACAGGGUCCUUUGAGAACGGAGAUGUUCUGCUCUCUGCAGCAAAACCACAAACACAUCAAACAUGGUGGCACUAAUAAUAAUUAUGACGGUAAUAAUGAUAACAAAUUUAGCUUUAUUUGUCAUAAAUGCAUUUAAAAUGGUGGAACAUUGAAAUAAUUUGACAUGCUAAUGACAUUAAUGUUACUGUGAUCAUUAUUGCUCAGUAUUAUUGUUACUGCUGGAGCCCACAGGUGACGGAGAAGAGACGUUUUUUCAUUUGUACAUGACGCUGAUCUCAUUGGGCAGAUUUAAGAGAACUCAUCAGCAGGAAUUGACCCGGCUCAUAAAAUGAGCUUCCUCGACCCCGGUUGACCCCUGUUGACCCCGUCCGAUGGGACCCUCAUGCUGUCUGACAUUGCGGACGAAGACUGCACCUUUUUGCAGAGUGGAUUAACAGCAGGGGGCGAAAAUGGAGGGACAUUUUUUUAAAAAGGUAAGAGACGCUGGUCUGCUGGAGGCUGAGUUGCAUUUAGUGCAGAAUUCAAUGGAGGGUAAAAUUUUUUCUAAAGAAAAAGGACAAUUAAAUGAAAAAAAUAGAAUCUUAUAGAUCUCUUUAAAAAAACAUGAAACAAAAUUAUUAUAAGUGUUUUUUAUUUUUGGUUUUUAUCUAGUUUGAUUUGAUUUGAUUUUUUAAAUCACGUGUUAUCUUUAUUGUAAUAUUGUUAUUAUUAUUAUUAUUAUUAGCUGAUUACGCUGAAAGAUGUUCUGUUAGCAGAGGUCACUGAAAAAUUAAAAAAACUUGGCACAUAAAAAAGGCAGUUGAAGUUUGUGAAAAUUUGGUGGCUGUUUCCUUUAAUGUUUUUUUUUUCGUCGCCCUCUGAUCAACUCUAAUCGUUGUAUCACAGUUUGUGUCUCUGUAGCGAAAGUGAUUAUUUUUUAUUU